GGCGCGGCGGGAGCAGGUGCGGCCGCCCGGCACCGCGGGGGCGGAGCGGGGGGCGGUGGCGCCGGCGCCGGGCCGGCAGGUGGGGGCUGCCGGGAGGCGGAGGGCGAGGAGCCGGGUGGGUUCGUCCGCCCGCCUCUGGAGGUGCGGCCGGCGGCACGGCGCGGCGAGUGGGCUGCCGCGGGAGGCGCACGGCGGUGGCGGUGGCGGCGGCGGUGACCGCGUCCGCAGCCCGGGCCGCGGAGGGGCCGGCGGGGCCCCUUGCUGCAGAGCCAGAUGUACGGGACGCGGGGCUGCGAAGGGUCGGCGGGGAGGUGCUGGGGGCUGCCGCCGCCGCUGCUGCCGCGGCCGGGGGGGAGCCCUUAGCUGUGCGGGAAGCGGGGAAGCCGUGUCGGGAGCUGUUAUUUUCUCCUCCUUCCUUUGCCUUCCCUCUAGUCCCUCCUCCCCCUCCUCACCAAAACCGGGAGAGGAGGCGUGUUCGGUGCCUUGCUGCACCGGUUUUGCUUGGUUUGUUGUUGCAGGGUUUGGUUCUCAGGGUGGCUGGUUUCUUUCUUUUUUUCUCCUUUCUCUUCCAACCUCCCCGCCUUCUCCCUUCCUCUCCUUUGGCCCAUCGCGUGCUCGGAUCCGGCUGGAUCCUUCCUUUGCUUUUCGGCGGUGCCUCUCGGAAGGGGGAAGGGAGAGCGGGGAUGAGUGCAGCUUGACGCACAGGCGAGGAGCGGGGGGGCACCGCCGGCAGCUGCAGCGGUUCGUGGCCGCAGGCUGCGGGUGAGGAACAGAGAGAGCGGGGGGCUCCCUCGGUGCCUCCCCUUUUCUUCACCCCUGUCCUUCCUCCCCUCCUCCCUCUCUCCCUCCCCCAUCCGUCUCCUGCCGGGUCCGGCUGGGAGCGUGUGUGCAAUAUCUUACGUUGCAAGGUGUGUGUGUGUGCGUGUGCGCGGAGCAGAGGGAGGGAAGGACUCGCGAGGGAGCCGGGGCUGCCCCGGCCCCCCCUAUGUGAGCCUCCGCGGGCGGCUGGAUGGCGAUAGACCGACGCCGUGAGGCGGGCGGCGGGGGCCGGCCGCUGCCCGAGGAGAACGGCUCGGUGCCGGGGGCCGUCGGGGGGGGCGCCGCCGUCCCCCCGGGGCCUCCCCCCGCCAACGCCGCCGGGGCCGAGAUCCAGGCGCUGCCGGUGCCCCCGCCCGCCGCCGCCUGCAGCCCGCUGCUCCUCGACUACGACGGCUCGGUGCUACCCUUCCUUGGGGGGCUGGGCGGCCGGUAUCAGCGGACCCUGGUGCUGCUCACCUGGGUCCCGGCGCUCGUCAUCGGCUUCAGCAAGUUCUCGGACUCCUUCCUCCUGGACCAGCCCGACUUCUGGUGCCGGGAGGCGGACGGGCAGGGCAACUGGAGCGGGACCCUGGCGCCGAUCCACGCCAAUUACAGCGGCAACGGGAGCAUCUUCCCCCCGCCCGGGCUGCCCACCCCCGCGGGGGGCAACGCCAGCGAGUGCGGCUGCCGCGAGUGGCACUACCGCAUCAGAGCCGGCCUCGUCCAAAACGUCGUGAGCAAGUGGGAUCUUGUUUGUGAUUCUGCCUGGAAAGUCCACAUUGCUAAGUUCUCCCUGCUUGUAGGAUUAAUCUUUGGCCACUUGAUAACAGGAUGUAUAGCCGACUGGGUUGGUCGACGACCUGUACUGCUCUUCUCUGUCAUAUUCAUUUUGAUAUUUGGACUGACUGUGGCACUCUCAGUGAAUGUGACCAUGUUCAGCACACUCAGGUUUUUCGAGGGAUUUUGCCUGGCUGGAAUAGUCCUCUCCCUGUACGCACUGCGGAUAGAGCUCUGUCCUCCUGGGCACCGGUUCAUGAUCACCAUGGUGGCGAGCUUCAUCGAGAUGGCGGGGCAGUUCCUCAUGCCCGGGCUGGCUGCCCUCUGCAGGGACUGGCAGGUCCUCCAGGCAGUCAUCAUCUGUCCCUUCCUGCUGAUGCUGUUUUACUGGGUUAUUUUCCCAGAGUCUCUUCGGUGGCUGAUGGCUACACAACAGUUUGAGGCAUCCAAGGAACUGAUCCUUCAGUUCACGCACAAGAACAGGAUGAACACAGAAAGCGACAUCAAAGGAGUGGUGCCUGGGCAUAGGAUGGACGAAUCAGUGCAUAGGAUGGACGAUGAUGUGGGAAUGAAGCUGUUGUCUGUUCCUCAUUUGUUGCAGAAUUUGGAAGAGCUGGAAAAGGAAAUCACCAGGAGACCGAAGAAAGUCUGCAUUGUUAAAGUGGUGGGAACGAGGAACCUGUGGAAAAACAUCGUAGUGUUGUGUGUGAACUCGCUGACUGGUUAUGGCAUACACCAUUGUUUUGCAAAAAGUAUGAUGGGGCACGAAGCGAAGAUGGCGAUUACCCACAACUUCUAUGCGGACUACUACACCAUGGCUGGGAUUGCGCUGGCAUCCUGCCUGGCCAUGUGCCCUGUGGUCGGGUUCCUGGGGAGGAGAGGAGGACUCCUGCUCUUCAUGAUACUUACAGCUCUGGCAUCACUUCUGCAGCUGGGCCUUCUCAACUUGAUUGGAAAAUACAGUCAACUUCCAGACUCAGGUAUGAGUGACAGUGUCAAAGACAAAUUCUCUGUUGCAUUUUCCAUCGUGGGUAUGUUUUCUUCGCAUGCUGUUGGAAGCCUCAGCGUGUUCUUCUGUGCUGAAAUCACACCCACAGUAAUCAGGGGUGGCGGGCUGGGGCUGGUGCUGGCCAGCGCGGGCUUCGGCCGCCUGACCGCCCCCAUCAUGGAGCUCCACAACCAGAAAGGUUACUUCCUCCACCACGUCAUCUUCGCCUGCUGCACACUCAUCUGCAUCAUCUGCAUCCUGCUGCUGCCUGAGAGCAAGAACCAGCACCUGCCCGAGAACAUCCCGGAUGGGGAACAUUACACCCGGCAGCCCCUCCUGCCGCACAAGAAGGGGGAGCAGCCCCUGCUCCUGACAAACUCUGAACUCAAGGAUUACUCUGGCCUCCAUGACUCAGCAGCUGUGAGUGACGGCAUCUCGGAGAACACCACUGCCAACGGGAUGAAGUAGAUGUAACUGGGUGGAUUUUUUUCCUUCUCCUUUUUUUUUUUAAUUAUUUUAUUUUCCCUUCUUAUAUUUCUUCUCUUCCUUUUGUAUUUUAUUUGACGCUGUUGUGCGGGAGGAGUUGCACUUCGGGCAAAGGUGUUUUGCACAGAUUUUACAAACCAGUGAUGGAGCAGACACAAACUUAGAGGAAUUCAACUCUGCUACUAAAGCAAAUUUUGGCAUCUUCAACAGUUGUGCAGAUUACUUUUGAAAAGUUUUGGGGGAAAAGACUCAUUUGAGAAAAGACCUGGCUGGCAGUAGCCCUUCAGAACUCUUUUUUUCCUGCCAUUAAAUAUGUAUAUUUAUUUUGAUUUAUUCUCAAGAAGCACUUUAUUUCCUUUUCCCUUCAUAGAUCACAAAAAUGAAGCCAUCUUUUAAGAGGUGCAGCCAUUCCAAGAAAGAAACCAUGGGGGGAGGGGGAGUGUUGUUUUCUGUUUUGUUUUUGUGUUUCUUUAAAGGAAAGAGGGAUUCACUGCAAAGUUGAAUUGACUUAGACUUGUGCAACAUUCUUCUGCCUGUCUAGAAAGUCCAAGUGCCCAGAUUGCCUGCUGUGUUUGUAUACACUAAAAAACAGGGGGAAAAAAAGAAGAAAAAGCAAAGCAAAACCUGUUGUGACUCAAACUCUGACUGCAUUUUAGGCAGCUUAUAUUUGUGUUUAUAGCCCAUGUGCACUUAAAAGUUACUUUCUAAAUUAGUCCUUUUUUGUUUUCAUUGAAUGCAUUGGAGAAAAUCCUACCCCAACAAGCUGAUUUUUCAAUGAGAAUCAGCUUUCUGCAUUUUAAGAAUAUAUUAAUCUAUUUUAGGUGGUUGCCACUGGUCCUUAAUUGUAAUGUAGAUGAUGCAAAUUAUUUGACUAAUGAUGCAAAAAUGAGUUUUGCCUAGAAUGGUUAUAAUUAUCAGGAGGCCCAGGACCUUUGACUGCUCCAGGAAAAAAGCAUAGACCAGCAAUGAUAAAUAGUAAGGAGCAUGGGCAAUGAUCUAUACCUUUAUUCCAAAAGGCAGCAUAGCUGGGAUAUCUGCUCCUGGGAAAUGAGUGUCCUGGUAUUUAUUGUCUUAAGUGUUUUUAGAACCAGAAUUUGGGUUUUCAAUUUAAGUGGGAAAACCACUUAAAUGACUGUUGGAAAGGAAUUAAUUGAUAGCCUGUGAAUAAUGACUUACUGAGCUGUCUUGGGCUCUUAGAGAUGUGCUCUGGUUCUGACCCAAGAAUAUACAAUGAACUCACCCUUAUUUCCCCACUUUCCUGACUGCUCUUGUAAGAUUUUAGUUGAGGAAAAAAGUUUACUUAAAUUUGAUUAAUUCUACACAAAGUGAACAUCCAGUUUACCUCCUGCUGUGCUGAUGGCACUUUGACAGUGGCCACUUGACUUCUCUCCUCCAGCCCCCAAAUUAUUUCCUUAGGCCAUUGGCUUUCGGUUCUCACUCAAGAGAAUAUCGUGAGGAUCUAUUUCAAUGCAAGGACUCUGUAAAAAGCUUUCUUGCAUUGUAGUUAACUCUCCCCUCUCUCCCUCCCUCUUCUCCUUUCUCACUCAGGCCAUCCAUUUGUGAUUGCUCGGUAGUGCAGACGUUCAAGCAGAGCAGCAGGAUGUCAAUGUUGUACUGACUGUCCGUAUGAUGCCACUUUGUUUGAUGUACAUCUUGCAUUCAUAUGCAGGAGAAGUGCUCAUCUGCACUCUCCUCUACUCCCUUCCCUCCCUCUUCCUCCCUUCCUGUAUAUAUUGUCGAUUAACUACUGUACCUAACAAUUUCCAUCCUCCAUUAGGCUGCCAAUGUCCUCUUACAGUUCCCAAUAAAUCAGAGAUCCAUGCUCCCCGGCAGGCCAUGCAGUAAGGUAGCACAGCCUCAGAUGCUGAUGGAUGCAAGGGGACAGGCAGACCUGCAGAAGCAACAGAGGCGGUUGCGUUCAGAGUAACAAUGUUGUCCUAAAGCUGCUAAUUUUUACAGAGGAUGAUGUGGACAUUUGGGUUCUUCUUGAGCCUGGUAAGAAACACUGGACCAGUUGAUGGUAGUUUCGCCCAGAGUUACACUGCUGGUUUUUAUCACCUUUGUUAAACUUGCUGUGACAGCAAGAGCCUGAUCUUCCUUACACUCAAGUUUUAUUGUCAGGCUUGAGUGCGGCUGCUUCUUUUUGUUCUGUGCCGAGACCUUUGCAGUCUGUGUUCACCUGAGGAAAGAACCCAGCCCUUCCCCACUCGUGCAGUAUUCACACGCCAAAUUUGUGCAAUACCUUUUGCCUUCGAUGUGAGAUGCUUGUUGCAAGCCACACACAUUCGGGGACGAAAGAAAUGGGUUCACAACAAAAAGCUGAAGAAGCAAAACAAGGCUCCAGGGAAGAGAGAAAGGGCCUGAGAGAGGAGAAGGUGCGAGCACAGAGGCAGAAAGCAGCACCCUGCCGUCCAUCGUGCUGCGGAGCCAGUGGCUCCUUCCUUCGUGGACUUCUUCGUGGCCCGUGUGCUCAAGCUGCGGUACAGCUCUUGCAGACCAUCCACAGGCCUGUGAACCCGGCUGCUUCCAGCACUGUCAGUGCUCCUGGUGAGCUCACCGCUGCUGUCCACAGCGCUUUAUCGUUUCCUAUUCUGGUGGCUGCUCUCCGAUGACAGGCACAGGGAAAAGAAUACUUGUUUAAACAUAUCAACAUUUAGAUAGUGAAUACAUUAGGUGACAGGAACAUGCAGCGAUUUUUUUUUUUUUUUGUUAAGAAAAGAAUCUUAUGAAGUUGAUUUGAUCUGCUGCUUUCUUGCUUGAAACCAGGUAGUCGGUACUGAUCUGCAAUGAAGGGACCCCCAGCUUCUCUAGUCAGUCUGGCCCUCUGCCUCUGUCACGACAAUAAAGCAAAAACUAACUUCCUGCCUUGGCAGUUCUAGUUUUGCUCCUUUUCCUGAAAACAUGAACACUUCUGUGAUGAUUAUGUUCUUCCACACAUGCUCAUGGAGUUGGAAAGCUUUCACUAAACCUGUCUUGUGUGGAGGAGCCAAGUACCAGGUGAUGCAGCAGGGCAGAAAGGAAGUGUGGGGAUGCUUGCCCUGCCUUGUCUAGUCCCGCAGCGGGACAGGGCUCUCUGCUGGGGUCCCAGCCUGCUGCACCAUUGGCUCCUCGGCCAUGUCUCCUCUGCAGCCAUCACCAGGAAAGGCUUUUCUCAGGCGGCUCUUUCUGGCCACCACAGCAGGGGAAGCAGUCCAAGCUGUCUUGUCCAUUUUUGGCCUUUUUCUGUGAUCCUUCAGUAACCUCUAAGCCCAUCAGUAGAUUUUUCUUUGGGUUUACCAUUUAAGGGCUUUCUCCAUCUUCGUAAGUUCAAACAAAAAUGUGAAGUGACAUUAUGCUUGAUCUUGGGGGUUUUGUCCCCCUUGUAAGAUUUCAGUACUGCUUUUGUUGCCAGACACACUGCAAACAGAUAACACCUGUUUGCAAGUGUUUUGUGGCCACUCUGAAAGGGGGUUGUGUGAUUUACUUUUGGGUUUCACUGAGCAGGCUUUUUUUGUUGUUGUCGUUUUUAGUGGAAGUAUUUUACUUAACUGUUGCCACUUCCUGGAGACAAACACUUGAUUGGUCACCAAAUUGGAAGCAGAAGUGCCAUUAACUGAACUCUGUGAAUGUCAAGUCAAGUUGCGCCUGUAGCUGGCACAUAAGACAACACUAUUGAGUGGAGGGAUGAUCUCCCCCACUGUAACUUUUUUUUUAUUAUUUUUUAAGAAAAAAAAUGAAAUUACAAACCUCAUUUUAAAUGUAUUGUGUAAAAUGUUUUGGGAAAGGAGUAAGGUGUGUUUUGUCUAGUGGGCGAGAUCUCCCUCCCCAUUUCAGUUUCUGAUGAAGUUUUAAAGAAUCGUGUUACUGUAUGUUUUGAUCAUGAAUAGUCUGGUGGUGCUUCCUCAUAGCACAAGCUUAAAUCAAGUACUGAAAACAGUCUUACAAGCUAAAUGUCUGCAUGAUGUUACAUCUGUUGUACCUACUGAGAAGAACUUUGUAUGUAAAUGUACAGAAUAAAAUGAUGUUGUCCCAUCAG
Messenger RNA from Motacilla alba alba, 7064 nucleotides. It is a transcript of the gene SLC22A23, whose product is annotated as solute carrier family 22 member 23. Gene Ontology annotation, biological process: transmembrane transport. The transcript has 11 exons. Gene Ontology annotation, cellular component: membrane. The record is from RefSeq and is a predicted model, not a curated record. The coding region runs from base 1010 to 3031 and encodes 673 amino acids. NCBI's taxonomy places the organism in Eukaryota, Metazoa, Chordata, Aves, Passeriformes, Motacillidae. Gene Ontology annotation, molecular function: transmembrane transporter activity.